AUGUCCAAGGCAAGCCAACCAGAGCUGAAAAAGUUUAUGGACAAAAGAUUGUUCGUCCAUCUCCAAGGCGGCCGUAACGUGAGCGGAACGUUACGAGGAUACGAUCUUUUCUUGAACUUGGUCAUCGAUGAUGCACUGGAAGAAACGACUCCUGGUCAAAAACAUCCCAUUGGCACCGUUUGUUACGUCGAUGGAAAUAUUGGAGAUGAUAAGAUAGCAGAGGAGAUGUAUGAUAUAUAUAUGCGUAUGGGAGAGCCGACUUGUCACGACGGGACGGUCGCUGAAAUGCGCAGAUGCCUUUCAGCUGGCUCCUCCAUUCUUUCCUCGUAUCGCGGUCAUAGCGCAGGCCAUUCGUCCCGUCGACGAUACGUAACCGUCGCUGCCAAUGAUGUCCAUGACCACAACCUGAAGGAACAACCGACAUCCUUCCACGAGAAAGAGAAGCUGGACAGGCUCUGGCUCAAUCUUGAGCACAACAAAAAUCCGACUCGUACUUGGGAGACAUAUCUACGCGCCGUUAACCAACUAGGAACCACCAACAUCCCCCUUCAUUUCCACCAGAGAGCCUUGCGCGCCUGCACGGUGCCCACGGAGAAGCUUCGCAGUGCAGCGGACCGUCGGAUUGCCACCAAGCACCCCCCAGCACCUCACACCUAUGAGGUUCGGUUCCAGUUGAUCCUAGGCAACAUCCGUACCCUCGGACAGAAACCAGACUUGGAGGAUUAUAACUUUCUUUUGGAACAGUUUGCCGCAGCUGCUCAUCCUGUCGCGGCACUAAACACGUUGAAGGAGAUGGUUUUAUUUGGCGUUAUCCCCCGGUCCAAGACUUAUGAUGAAGGAAAUACUGGACGUUAUGCGAAUCAUGGGAAAGCCUCUCACAGCUGUCAAUUUUGGCUUGACCCUUCGCAUUAUGACCAAGACAACUUCCGUGGACACGGUCAAUUGGGCUUGGCUGGAUCGCCGCCUGCUUUACCCGAGCCCGUCAAUUUCACCACUGCCGCGCUCAACAACAUCGUCGACAUGGUUGGCCAAACGGGAAACGUGUCCAAGCUCGUCCAGGCUUUCGAGGUGCUUACCGUACCAAUCCCUAAGAGUGCCCAGUUCAUGGCUUCUAGUUUCGAUGACGACGAUGACUGGGGUGUUUCAACACCGUCCCCAGAAUCAUCGUACCAUUACCCUCACGCGUCCCCAAACACGACCACUUACAACCUCCUCAUACGUCACGCUAUCCACUUGGAGCGAGAAGUCGCCCAUCAGACACGCAUAGAAGUCCUGACCAAACCCUUAAACCAAGCACGAGCUCCCCAUUUCGCCAUCAACAAGGGAACCAUCCUCCCCGUGUUUGGCUUGAGCAACCGCGACAAAAACGUGGGACUCAUGCGGUGGGUCCACUCAAAGAUGCCUAAUCUUCUCAAACGGAAACGCGCCGAACUCACCUUCUUCAAUAACUUCCGACGCGGCAAGAUCGCCAAAAACCAGUGGCCGAUAAUCGCUACUGGUCCCUCUAAUACGUCCACAUCUUCUUCAAAGCAGGACUCAUCGCCCAAUCUCUUCACUCGCGUCAAGUCAGCACUAGCGAAACCCCCUGCCAUCCAACCCACACCCGUCAAAUACAUCGACCUCGAUCUCUACAUCCGGAUACUGCAACGCGACAUCAAAGAGAUCGACGAGCUCCGCGCACACAUCGAGAUCAUCCUCGCCCGAACGAUACAGCGCGUCAAGGAACGCCUGGGUCGGCGUGUCUGGAAGGGGAAGAACAUCUACACCCUGACCGGACGGCGGAGGGACAACGUGACGAGGGAUGAGUGGCGGGGUAUAGCCAACUUCAAGCCAAAGGUGGAGGAUGACGAGCGGUAUGUCCCCGGGAGGGUGAAUAUGAGGAGGUUGAAGGAGAUUACGUGGAAUAGGAAGACGCUGAGGAAGUUUGUGGAGAAUCGGCGGAGGCGGGGGAAGUAUGUUCCUCUGAAGGGUCAGUUGAAGCAGAAGAUAUCGCGCCGAGAUAGUGGUGGCGCUGCUAUGGUGGCUCAAGGCUCCGUCGUUCAGCCAGUGUUUGUUCUGAAAGUAGGACGGUCCUUGUUCAUACGCCUCAUAGUUGAAGCAAACGGGGAAGGUGGAGCUGGAGCUGUAGGGAUCGAUAUCGAGGAACUGACGCGUACAAAAAGCCCAGUUUCCUGUGUAGCGUAAAGAGUAAUAUCAGAAAUUCUUUAUUAACUACUACGGGGAACACUUCUGGCGUUGAUUGUUUUUCGUGUCGACAUACGAAACUUUGAAUGCUCGAUCCAACAGCAGCAGGUUGAAAUAUGCUUCGCAACAUCUCGUUGAAGAUAAUGUUUCAUAGUACACUAAUAAUACAAAAUACAAAAAACAUUCAAGCUUUAAUGUUAAAAGCAGCGCUACGCCAUCCCUUCGUCUUCUUCUCCUGCGC
Desarmillaria tabescens is the source of this 2425-nucleotide messenger RNA. RefSeq lists its product as uncharacterized. The record is from RefSeq and is a predicted model, not a curated record. Gene Ontology annotation, biological process: spliceosomal snRNP assembly; mRNA splicing, via spliceosome. Gene Ontology annotation, molecular function: RNA binding. Lineage: Eukaryota; Fungi; Basidiomycota; Agaricomycetes; Agaricales; Physalacriaceae. The transcript is spliced from 9 exons. Gene Ontology annotation, cellular component: U5 snRNP; precatalytic spliceosome; U2-type prespliceosome. The coding region runs from base 1 to 2184 and encodes 727 amino acids.